Messenger RNA from Colletotrichum graminicola M1.001, 636 nucleotides. RefSeq lists its product as uncharacterized. The record is from RefSeq and is a predicted model, not a curated record. NCBI's taxonomy places the organism in Eukaryota, Fungi, Ascomycota, Sordariomycetes, Glomerellales, Glomerellaceae. Bases 1 to 636 code for a protein of 211 amino acids. The transcript has 3 exons.
AUGGCAUGGUCCGGCCACUCCCAGUCCCCCGUCCUACAGACCCAGUCCAAGGCCAACCCCACUCCACAGGCCAACCAGCCAGUCAACCAACGCGCUCCGCUGCAAUGGUGUGUGGCCCCUCCUCCAGUCCCAGAUGUUCCCCGUCCCAAACGGAGGCGCGUACACUACAUGGGGCCAGGUAUCUUUACCUCCAACCCUGUCUGGGGUCCACGGAUGCUGGCUACUGGACACUGGAUGGGCAUCCUGAGUGUAGUUGGCCAGGCUCACGUCAGGCCUAAAGUUUCCCCCAGCAAGACCACCGAAUCACCCACACAGCCCACUGUCCAGGGCAUACGCAGUAUCACCUCACACCUCAGUCAUCGAUUCGCUGGGGAUGAGAUCCGGUGCAGCAAGACCCUUGAGUUCAGAUACCCGCGUGUUUUAUCAGCCCUUGUGACUGCGAAAUACAGCCACUUGGAUGGACGACUAUCCAAGAUAUCUGGCAUGACGCCCGUCAGCGUGUCCCGAAGGCCGCACACCUUCUUCCAGCAUGGCACUUGCUCUCCCGCCCGAAGCACCCUCCCCAGCAUUGUUGCUGCCGUAUGCCAAGUACGUACCUCCGGCAUAUACGUACCAAGUAAGGUUGUGAUCCCUUAG